AAAUUCUUCAAAUUAUUCAGUCCCUCUUUCUUCAUAAAUUCCACCAUUACGAACAUGUCUGACUUUUGGAUAAACUAUUUGGACAAUCCCACAUUGUCAGUAUUACCUCAUGAUUUUUUAAAGCCUGCUAAUAAUCAAUCAGUCGAGGCAACUCAUCGUUUUGAAUUGAGUCAUGCUAUUGAUUUUCAAGUUGGAUUAACUAUAUUGGCUGCAUUAAUAUAUAGAUUAACUGGUGAUGAAGAUAUUGUUAUAGCUACUGAUAAAGACGCUUCAACUCCUGCCUUUAUUAUUAGAUUAGCCUUAUCUCCAGAAGUUAAUUAUACAGACCUUUUAAAUCGAGUAAAUGAUGAAUUUAAUACUAAUUCAUCUCAUAUUGAUUAUACUACACUUUCACAAGUAUCUGAAAGAAUUAGAAAGGUUAAGAAAUUGGAGGAGAAUCCGGCUUUGUUCAGAUUAUCUUAUCAACAUGCUAAUUCAAACCAACAAUUAUCUACUACUGUAGAAGGUUCAGUUCGUGAUUUAGCUAUCUUUACUGAUGGGAAACAAUUCUUUAUUUAUUAUAAUGCUUUAUUAUAUACUCAUGAAAGAAUUGUAGUAUUGGGAGAACAGUUCACUCAAUUUGUUGAAGCAAUUACUAAGGAUUCAACUAGUAAUAUUAAUAUUACUAAAGUUAAUUUAAUUACUUCAUCUCAAAUAGGUCAUUUACCAGAUCCUACUUUAGAUUUAGAUUGGUCAGGAUAUAGAGGCGCAAUUCAAGAUAUAUUCACUAAGAAUGCUCUUGCUCAUCCCGAAAGACCAUGUGUAAUUGAAACUAAAUCAUUUUUAGAUCCAUCAACGAGGACUCGUACUUUUACUUAUAAACAAAUUAAUCAAGCUUCUAAUAUUGUUGGGAAUUAUUUAAAGGAAACCGGAAUUAAAAAGGGAGAUAUUGUUAUGAUUUAUGCUUAUAGAGGUGUAGAUUUAAUGAUUGCGGUUAUGGGAGUUUUAAAAGCAGGAGCAACAUUUUCAGUAAUUGAUCCUGCUUAUCCACCAGCAAGACAAAACAUAUAUCUUUCCGUGGCUAAACCAGCAGGUUUAAUUGGGUUAGAAAAAGCUGGUACUUUAGAUCAAUUGGUGGUUGAUUAUAUUAAUCAAGAAUUAAAUGUUAUUACCACCAUUCCUCAAUUAAAAGUAAAUGAUGAUGGUUCAUUGGUUGGUGGAACUUUACCAGGACAAUCUACUGAUGUUUUAGAUAAUUAUAAAUCAUUUGCUGAUAAAUCUACAGGAGUCAUUGUUGGACCUGAUUCAAAUCCUACAUUAUCAUUUACUUCUGGUUCAGAGGGGAUUCCAAAGGGAGUAUUAGGACGUCAUUAUUCUUUAGCUUAUUAUUUCCCCUGGAUGUCUCAAAGAUUUGGAUUAUCCAAUAAUGAUAAGUUUACUAUGCUUUCAGGUAUUGCUCAUGAUCCAAUUCAAAGAGAUAUGUUUACUCCAUUAUUUUUAGGGGCACAAUUAUUAGUUCCAACGGCUGAUGAUAUUGGAACUCCAGGGAAAUUAGCUGAUUGGAUGGCAGAAUAUGGAGCUACAGUAACUCAUUUAACUCCGGCUAUGGGACAAUUAUUAAGUGCCCAAGCUUCAACUCCAAUUCCAACUUUACAUCAUGCCUUUUUUGUAGGAGAUAUAUUAACUAAAAGAGAUUGUUUAAGAUUACAAACAUUAGCUGAAAAUGUAUUUAUUGUUAAUAUGUAUGGUACUACCGAAACUCAAAGAUCAGUAUCAUAUUUUGAAAUCAAGAGUCGUAAAUCAGAUCCAACUUAUUUAAAGAAUUUAAAGGAUGUCAUGCCAGCUGGUACAGGUAUGUAUAAUGUUCAAUUAUUAGUAGUUAAUAGAAAUGAUCGUUCCCAAACUUGUGGAGUUGGAGAAGUUGGAGAAAUUUAUGUAAGAGCGGCAGGAUUGGCUGAAGGUUAUCGAGGAUUACCUGAAUUAAAUCAAGAAAAAUUCGUUACUAAUUGGUAUGUAGAUGCUCAACAAUGGAUUCAACAAGAUGAACUUAAAUCAAAUAAUGAAUCUUGGAGAUCAGCUGGUUGGUUAGGUCCAAGAGAUAGAUUAUAUAGAACAGGAGAUUUAGGUAGAUAUUUACCGGAUGGAAAUGUUGAAUGUUGUGGUAGAGCUGAUGAUCAAGUUAAAAUUAGAGGGUUUAGAAUUGAAUUAGGAGAAAUUGAUACUCAUUUAUCUCAACAUCCAUUGGUUCGUGAAAAUGUUACUUUAGUUAGAAGAGAUAAGAAUGAAGAGCCAACUUUAAUUUCUUAUAUUGUUCCUAAAGAAUCUCCUGAAUUAUCUGAUUUUAAAUCAGAACUGACUGAUGAUCAAUUAGUUGAUGAUCCUAUUGUAGAAGGGUUAGUUGCUUAUCGAGAAUUAAUUAAAGAUAUUAAGAAUCAUUUACGAAAGAGAUUGGCUUCCUAUGCAGUGCCAACCAUUAUUGUUCCAUUAGUUAAAUUACCAUUAAAUCCUAAUGGGAAAGUUGAUAAACCUAAAUUACCUUUCCCUGAUACUGCUCAAUUAGAAGCAGUAGCUUUAUUAACUACUAAGAAUAAAGUAGGAGGUUUAGAAGCCAUUGAACAAGAAAAAUUAUCAACUCUUGAAUCAGAAAUUAUUGAUUUAUGGUUACAAGUAUUACCUAAUAGACCAGCAUCUAUUUCAAAGGAUGAUUCAUUCUUUGAUUUAGGUGGACAUUCUAUUUUAGGUACGAGAAUGAUCUUUGAACUUCGUAAGAAAUUAAAUGUAGAAGUACCCCUUGGAGUUAUCUUUAAGAAUCCUACUGUUGAAGCAUUUGCUAAAGAAAUUGAAAAGAUUAUUAAAGGUGAAGAAGUUCAAUUGGCAGGUACGGAUGAAAUUGGAAAUGAAUCAGAAAUUAAUGAAGUUGAAGUUAUUGAUUAUGCUAAGGAUGCUCAAGAUUUAAGUAAUACAGCUUUAUUAAAAUCUUAUCCAUCAUUAAUUAAAUUAGAUACUUCAAAAACUAUUAAUGUUUUCCUUACUGGAGCCACUGGAUUCUUAGGUAGUUUUAUUCUUCAUGAUAUUUUAACUGCUAGACCUAAUUUAAAAUUUAAAGUAUUUGCUCAUGUUAGAGCUCAUACUACUGAUGCUGGUUUAAAUAGAUUACGUCAAACUGGUAAAACUUAUGGAAUUUGGAAUGAAGAUUGGAUUUCAAAUAUUGAAGUUGUUCUUGGUGAUCUUUCUAAACCUCAAUUUGGUUUAAGUGGUAAUGAAUGGUCUUCAUUAGCAUCUACUAUAGAUGUUGUAAUUCAUAAUGGAGCCUUUGUUCAUUGGGUAUAUCCAUAUUCUCAAUUAAGAGAUGCUAAUGUAAUUGGUACAAUUAAUGUAUUAAAUUUAUGUGGUGAAGGUAAAUCUAAAUAUUUUUCAUUUGUAUCUUCAACUUCAGCUUUAGAUACUGAUUAUUUUGUUCAUCUUUCUGAUGAAAUCUUAGCUAAAGGUGGUGGAGGUUUAUCUGAAUCUGAUGAUUUAUCUGGUUCUGCUAAAGGUUUAGGUAAUGGUUAUGGACAAUCUAAAUGGUCUGCUGAAUAUAUUAUUAGACAAGCUGGUAAGAGAGGUUUAAAAGGUUGUAUUACUAGACCUGGUUAUGUUACUGGUUAUAGUAAGACUGGAGCUUCAAAUACUGAUGAUUUCUUAUUAAGAAUGUUAAAAGGUAGUGCUGAAUUAGGUUUAUAUCCUGAUAUUACAAAUAAUGUUAAUAUGGUACCUGUUGAACAUGUAGCUCGAGUUGUUGUUGCUACUGCUUUCCAUCCACCACAAGAAGAUGAAGUUGCCGUAGCUCAUGUGACUGGUCAUCCAAGAAUUAAAUUUAAUGAAUUCUUAGGAACUUUACAAGAUUAUGGUUAUAAAGUUGGUAAAGCUGAUUAUCCAACUUGGAGACAAUCAUUAGAGAAAUUUGUUAUUGAAGAGAGUCAAGAAUCAGCAUUAUUCCCAUUAUUACAUUUUGUAUUGGAUAAUUUACCUCAAAAUACUAAAGCUCCAGAAUUAGAUGAUUCAAAUGCUUCUAAAUCCUUAAAAUUAGAUUCUCAAUGGACUGGUAAAGAUUAUAGUUCAGGUAAAGGAGUAGAUACAACAUUAAUGGGGACUUAUAUCAGUUAUUUGAUUAAAACCAAAUUCUUACCAUUACCAACCUUAGCAGCUAAGAUUGAAUUACCAUCAGUUGAAGUUAGUGAAGAAUCCUUAGCAUUAAUUGAAGGAGGUGCAGGAGCUCGUACAUCUGCUGCCAAGUAAAUCUUGAAUACUUUUAAAUACUUUUAAAUACUUUUAAAUA
This is a messenger RNA of Scheffersomyces amazonensis, 4297 nucleotides long. RefSeq names its product L-aminoadipate-semialdehyde dehydrogenase (gene LYS2). The transcript has a single exon. Gene Ontology annotation, biological process: L-lysine biosynthetic process. Gene Ontology annotation, molecular function: phosphopantetheine binding; L-aminoadipate-semialdehyde dehydrogenase [NAD(P)+] activity. The record is from RefSeq and is a predicted model, not a curated record. Bases 55 to 4257 code for a protein of 1400 amino acids. Lineage: Eukaryota; Fungi; Ascomycota; Pichiomycetes; Serinales; Debaryomycetaceae.